Aedes albopictus (Asian tiger mosquito) is the source of this 1925-nucleotide messenger RNA. RefSeq lists its product as uncharacterized. Lineage: Eukaryota; Metazoa; Arthropoda; Insecta; Diptera; Culicidae. Bases 189 to 1850 code for a protein of 553 amino acids. Gene Ontology annotation, molecular function: protein binding. The transcript has 6 exons. The record is from RefSeq and is a predicted model, not a curated record.
GAUCUUGUUUAUUUUGUUCGCAUCAUUCUUCACGGGCUGCAGGUCGGAAAUAUCAUCAGAAUCGCAGUGAAAUUCUGACUCAUUUUUAAUUCAAAUAACAGUGCUUUUCCGGGCCGAAAUACUGGUAUUUCUGUGCAUUUACAUUGGAAUUUGGUCGUCCCCUUCGGUGCGAUUUCUGGUCUAGGGCUAUGGAGAACAUAAACGAUCUUCCAGUCGAGAUUUUAACGCGAAUAUUCGACUUUCUGACAAUAUCAGACCGGAAGCACGUGUCACGCGUGUGUCGUCUGUGGCACAACAUUCUUCACUGCGUUCGCUUCCAGCGCCAGUGUCGGCUGGUAUUCGAUAGCACCUUCGAGGAACAACUGUCCGAUCUAGAGAAACGCAUCCUGCGCAGUUGCCGGAACCUUUCGAUAACUCAUUGGGACGAUACGGACGAUGACGAUUAUGAUGACGACGAUGAGGACGAACAGCUCGAAAAGGAGGUGAUAGUCCAGUUCAAAUAUCUGUUCAAGCCGAGUCCGGAGCGGAACGUGACCGAUUUACUGUUUGAGGAAAGUCUACCUUUAGAAAGCCUAGAGAUCAAUACCACCUUUGAUAGUUGUCGGGACAUCAUCGAGGAUCGUCUACCACAGCUGGAGCAGCUUCGAGAGCUCUUCCUUUCGUUCGAUCAGAAUCGAAACCCGAAUAGCCCAAAGUCCCACCCAGGCAUAUGGGUCCUCCAACACAAAAAUCUCGAAACACUUAGGAUAGGAUUGUCUUACGAAAUCGAUGCAUUUAGGAUAGAAGCUCCCUCGUUGACCUAUCUAGACAUCCAGCCGAAAUGUCGCUGGAGUAUGGAGAUCGUUGAAACCUACUGUCGCCAGCUGCGAACCCUCAAGCUUCGAUUUCAGCACGUAGAGUACAUGGAGUCGUUCCUUUCGUUACCCUUUCCGAGUUUAACGCAUCUACAGGUGCGCAUGUACGACGACAAGGAAAUCCAGAUGCGAUACGCCCGUAAUCGAAAUCGAAUAGUGGACGCCGAACGGGACGAACAGUUUGUUAGAGAUAUGCCAAAACUAAGAAAACUUCUGCUCGAGAGCAAUCUGCUGUUCUUCCGGAUCGGAGUUCUUCUCGCCAAGUGCAAUCAUCAGCUCGAGGAGUUGACCUUGGAGGAACAGCAAAUAGACUAUGCACAACUGAAAGUUGUGGAAUCGUUGCCAAAGUUGAAGAGCUUCACGCUUUUCCGGUGCGAGGUGCUGAUGCCGUCGCCCGCGCUGCCCUCGCUCAAUAUGCCCCACCUGGACAAACUGGAGCUGUUCUACAAUGAAUCGAGCAUCGUGUUCAACGAGGGCCUCUCUGGACUGAAAUCUCUCAAGAUUUCGUUGUGGACGGAGAAAAACCACAAAGUAUUGUACAAAAUUUGUAAAAAUCUUCCCAAUUUGGAACACUUGGAGGUGCUAGCCAAUACCAAGUUGGUCAACACGUGCCUUCGCUAUCUGCAUCGCUUGACGAAUCUCCGAUCGCUCAAGCUGGACAACAGUGAACCGAGUACGUUACUCUGGCAGCACUGCCCAGUGGUGCCGUCCAUCCAGAGGGUAGUUUUCUACAACUGUACCCUAACCAGUGAUACUUUGCUACCGGUGGCAAGGCUUUUCCCCAAUAUGCGCGAGCUUUUCAUAGAUAGGUGUUACUUCAAAAAGGGUUUUGCCGAGGGCAAAAGUGAAAGCGACAGUGAAGGGGACGGAGAUGAGUCUGACAGUGAACGAAAGAACGACAAUAAGUACCUCAAUGCGGACCGCGUGCGGCAGUUGUUUCCUCUGUGCCGAGUAUCGUGCAAAGAAUCGUCAUUCUACUGGCAUCGAUAUCAGUAGAAGGUGUGCUGGAAGUAGUAUUAUAAGGAAAAACAAUGUUGAUAGAUUCAAAUAUUUUUUCACUGAAAAUGUAAA